AACUCGCGCAGUGCCGUUGCAUGUCUGUGCGUAAAGCAGCACCCGGAGCUGUGUAGUGAUUAGUGACAGUACAGUAGCGCGGCUCUCUCUCUGCUGGUCACUUCUCAUGCAGAGUGCGUCUGCGGAGAGCACCGCCGGGCUCUCUGCGUCCUUCACACUGUUACUGCGUGAGGUCUGCCAAAAAACACAGCCGAAAGUGUCGAAACAUUAUCUUUUGCUCUUGUGUUUUGCCGACAAUCGACCGGAGUCUGGUUGGAAUCGAAAAUCUGAUCGGAAACUCAGCGCAUCCGCCUGAUAUCUCGCUGUAAGGAGGCAUCAGGAAACUGAAGAGGGAAGACAGCGUGUUGUGAAUACAGAUUAGAGCAACUAUUUACACCUUCAACCCACCAGUCUGCCGUGCUCCUGGACAAAGCUAAAAGGACAUCGCUGCACACGAUUCAGCUUUAUACUGGUCUGUCACAUCACGUUGUGAGUCACUCACUAUUCAUACAUGCUUUUUUACUAGCUCGGUAUCUUCACCCCAUCUUUUCUGCUCCAUCCCGGAGGUGAAAACUGUCUGCCUGCCAUCGGUUCUACUCGAAGCGCACAGAAAACCAAUAAAAAAAACGAUUCAGGCGAGACCUGUAUGCGGCUGUGACAUGCUGUAAGUUGUUUUUAUCUGGACUGGACCUAUAAUAUGGCUUCGCUGUAUCAGAGAUUCACCGGGAAGAUAAAUACGGCCAAUUCCUUCCCGCACCCACCUGAGGCCAGUCACCUGCUCGGUGGUCAGGUUGCAGACGAGGAAAACGCGGCGAAGACCCCUCAGCCACUCGGCGAUGGAAGACCUUACAUCCAGUAUCGCAAAAAAAGCUCGGAUGAGGAUGUGAAGAUGACAGCCUCGCCCUUAAGAAGAAAGUGACUAUCGAGGAUGUUUUUGGUCCAGACCUUCAAAUCCACGACCCAGACGCCAGGUGGCUCAGCGACAACGAGCUGCUGUAUCGUACAAGGGAAGGAGAUGUUGUGAAGCUGAAUGUUCACACAGAGGAGAGAACGGUCGUCGUGCUGAACCAGUUGUUUGACAGAUCCAGAGCCGCAAGGUACCAGGUGUCUCCUGACAUGCAACACGUGUUGUUCGCCUUUGAGGUGAAGCCGAUCUACCAACACUCCUAUCUGGCCAAGUACAUUAUUUACAGCCUUGUGACACAGGAGACUUGGCCUUUGAAGCCCCCCGAAGUGCACGAAGCUGUCCUGCAGUUUGCCGGAUGGGGACCCCGAGGCGAGCAGCUGAUCUUCAUAUUUGAAAACAAUAUCUUCUACAGAUCAACAAUAGAUAACCGAGCCAUCCGCCUGGUUUCCACGGGUAAAGAGGGAGUCGUCUUCAACGGCCUUACUGACUGGCUGUACGAGGAGGAGAUCCUGCAGACACACAUCGCCCACUGGUGGUCUCCGGACGGGCUGCGCCUGGCCUACAUGACCAUCAACGACACGCUGGUGCCAAAGAUGGAAGUUCCCUUCUUCACAGGAUCGCCGUACCCCGCCACCUUGGAGUAUCACUACCCCAAGGCUGGGGAGGAGAACCCUGUGGUGCACCUGUCAGUGGUGAGCCUCAACGGGCCCCUGCACACCGUGGUGAUGAAGAAACCUGAUGACCCCCGCAUCGGGAGGGAGUAUUAUAUCACCAUGGUGAAAUGGGCCACCAGCACUAAACUGGCUGUCAACUGGCUGAACAGAGGCCAGAACAACUCCAUCCUGACUCUGUGUGAGGCUACCACUGGAGUCUGCAUUAAGAAACAUGAGGAUGAGAGUGAGAGCUGGUUGCACAGACAGAAUGAAGCUCCGCUCUUCUCCCACGACGGACACAAAUUCUUCUUCACCAGAGCAAUCCCUCAGGGUGGGAGAGGAAAGUUCUUCCACAUCUCUAUGUCCACCACUAUGUCGAACACGAGCACAGACAUCCUUCAGUCUCUGACCUCCGGAGACUGGGACGUCACCAGCAUCCUGGCCUACAAUCAUGAAAGGAACCUCAUAUACUUCCUAAGCACAGAAGACGACCCCAAACGACGGCACUUGUACAGCGCCGACACGAUCCCUCCGUUCAACCGCUGCUGCCUGUCCUGUGAGUCCAAUUGCGGCUAUGUGGACGUUUCAUUCAGCCACAACAUGCGGUACUUCUUACUCAACUGUAAAGGUCCAAAUAUACCCAGUGUGGCUAUCUAUAGAACUGAGGAUAAACAGAAGGUGUUUGACGUGGAGACAAACGAGAGAGUAAACGACACGUACAACAACAUGCAGAUGCCCAUAGUGGAUAACAAGACCAUCACCAUAGACGACUACACUCUGACGAUGCAGAUCCUGAAGCCAGCUGGAUUUGUAGAAACAGCCCAUUACCCCUUACUGCUGCUAGUGGACGGGACCCCCGGCGGGCAGAUGGUGUCGGAGCAGUUCAGGGUGGACUGGGCCUCGGUCCUGGUCAGCAGCUUCAGCACCAUCGUCAUCCGCUUCGACGGCCACGGCAGCGGCUUCCAGGGAACCAACCUGCUGCACAAAGUCCGGAGGAAACUGGGAAUACUGGAGGAGAAAGACCAGAUGGAAGCACUGAGGUUCAUAUCCAAAGAGACUUAUAUUGAUAAGAGUCGAAUGGGAGUUUAUGGAAAGGCUUAUGGAGGAUAUUUGGCCACGUUGCUUCUGAGCUCUGAGGAGUUUACCGAACUUAAGUGCGGAGCAGCAGUCUCCCCCAUCACAGAUUUCGAGCUUUAUGCAUCUGCAUUCUCAGAACGAUACCUCGGCUCAAAGACAGAUUCCCAAGUAUAUACGAAAGCGAGUUUAGCGCACAAAGCGGGCCUGUUCCUGCAGAAGCAGUACUUGAUCAUUCACCCAACUGCUGACGAAAAGGUUCACUUCCAGCACACAGCCAAGUUUAUCAAUCAUUUAAUCAGCAAGAAGGCCAAUUACACUCUACAGAUCUACCCAGAUGAGGGCCACUUUCUCCACAGUGACGGCACGCAGCAGCACCUGAGCCAGGCCCUGGUCAACUUCUUCGAGGUGUGUUUCCGGGUGCCGGAGAUACUGACGGAGGAACCGGAGGAGGAGGAGGAGGAGGACGACAGUUAAUCUCCUCUGAGCAGCCCCUGGCCAGCUUUACAGCACAACAUGUAAGAGAUUGUUCAAACCCAGCCAACCCACAACACCUGCUGUCCAAUCAGAUUUAAGCUCUACUCUGAAGCACCUGCAUGUGCUAAAGGGGCCUCGACCUACAACCCCUCCCCCCCUGCCCUCGCGAUCUCAGAUGUGAACCUUCUCUGCUUUGGAAUAUAUGGACUAGUUCGCCCUCUAGUGGACAAAUGGAGGAUCAACUUAACGUCCGUUGAGCAAUGUGACAAGGCACAUUCAUCGGUCGCUUUACUGCACAAAAUAUCCCCUGUGAAGAUCAACUGAGAUUUAACUUUUGAAAGACUGCCAGUUUCAUUAACCUUGCCAACCAACUUACUGAUUAUUGUGUUCAAGAGUAUAAUUACUACUUGUUUCUCCGAAUUUCUCUGUUCAGUGUCGUGUCUUUAAAUGGAUGUCUGGCUGCAUCAGUCCGUAGUUGCUUUACCAAACGAGGGCAAUGUUUUAACUCCAAAAAAAAGUGUCUAUACAGAAAUAGUUACGACAUCACAUUUUCCCUCUUCCUAUUCCUGAAUUGAACUCUUUUUCUUUUAGUCGCUGUGCCUUACUGUGGGUGAAAUGGUCAUGUUGGGAGCCCACAUGAUACUGGAGUAAAUAUGGAUAGGCCUUGUCUGAACUGCAGACUCACAACUAGAUAAUUUAAUGUUCCUCAAAUAAUAGCCAGUUAUAAGUGAGGGACAUUUAAAUCACAAAGCAUGGCACAGUUUUAUCUUAAAACAUGGAGAGUACAAAAUAAUUGUAUGGCUGCUUGAAAGAUGGUAUUAUACUGACAGAAAUGUAAAGAGUAUUUGCAAACACAGUUCUUGAUAUUUACCUUCCAAACUGGCAUACUGGUGAGUUAACUAUGCUGAAUUUUCGUUAUUCUGAGAGUUACUUUGACUUGUGUGUGAAUUGGCUCGAGUCUCUCCCCUUGUCACUUCUGUUAGUAUUGUCAGUGGUUUCUAGUCAGCUGAUGUACAAAGUGUAUACAUAUUUUAUUGUUUAAGUCUUUGUUGUAUGCGCAACUUGUAUAUAAAGCGUUUUGAAAUGUA
Molecule: messenger RNA, 4178 nt
Organism: Gymnodraco acuticeps
Lineage: Eukaryota; Metazoa; Chordata; Actinopteri; Perciformes; Bathydraconidae
Product: dipeptidyl aminopeptidase-like protein 6
Biological process (GO): proteolysis
Molecular function (GO): dipeptidyl-peptidase activity; serine-type peptidase activity
Source: RefSeq, a predicted model, not a curated record